Messenger RNA from Peromyscus maniculatus bairdii (prairie deer mouse), 3156 nucleotides. RefSeq lists its product as uncharacterized. Gene Ontology annotation, molecular function: RNA polymerase II cis-regulatory region sequence-specific DNA binding; DNA-binding transcription factor activity. NCBI's taxonomy places the organism in Eukaryota, Metazoa, Chordata, Mammalia, Rodentia, Cricetidae. The record is from RefSeq and is a predicted model, not a curated record. Gene Ontology annotation, biological process: regulation of transcription by RNA polymerase II.
GUCACAAGCAAGGGCCGUGGAAAUCUUGCUUUGUAUUCCUUCUGUGCGCAUAUGCCCCAAGGGUCUUUCCUCGAGUUCCGGCCUCUGGAUGUACUGUUCGCUGUCCUACAAGCUUGGGUUUGAUUAUUUGACUUGAAGGUCUUUAUAUAUUCUAGAUACUAAUCCUCUAUUGGAUGUGUAAUUGGUGAAGAUUUUUUUCCAAAUAUAUGUGAACAUAUCCAAAUAUAGAAAAGGUAUGAAAUAUCAAUGCCUCAUAAUUUUUCCCCUCCUUAUGUAGAUAGAAACACUGAUCUUGACUGUUUUUCUGGAUUUAAGCUGAAUACUGUCUUAUUUAAAACUAUUAUUAAAAAUGAGAUGCAGAAAUACCUCAAUACCUGAGUGAAAGCUAACAUCGAUCUUGAACCUACAAAAAGAGGACUGUGAAAGUCUAAAUGAUCUGCCGUCUUUUGAGUCAAAUACAAGAAGAAACACAGGGAAGGAAGAAGAAGAAAUGGCUGGUUCUAAGUUGUCAUUCAGAGAUGUAGCCAUUGAUUUCUCCCCAGAGGAAUAUGAAUGCCUGGGCCCUGCACAGUGGGAUUUGUAUAGUGAUGUGAUGUUAGAGAAUUACAGCAACCUUGUCUCUCUGGGUCUUGCUUUCUCUAAGCCAUAUCUGAUCACAUUUCUGGAACAAAGAAAACAGCCUUGGAAUGUGAAACAACAAGCAACAGUAGCCGUGUACCCAGGAAUAAAACCUUAUAAAUGUAAAGAAUGUGGCAAGGCCUUUGUUCGGAAUUCACUCCUUAUUCAACACCAGAGAAUUCAUACUGGAGAGAAACCCUACAAAUGUGAACAGUGUGGCAAAGCUUUUAGCUGUUCUUCAAGCCUCACCCCACAUCAAAGAAUUCAUACUGGAGAGAAACCCUACAAAUGUGAACAAUGUGGUCAAGCAUUUAACUGUUCUUCACACCUGUAUAAGCAUCAAAGAAUUCAUACUGGUGAGAAACCCUAUAAAUGCACAGAAUGUGGUAAAGCUUUUAACUGGUCUUCAAGCCUUACCCAACAUCAAAGAAUUCAUACUGGAGAGAAACCCUACAAAUGUAAAGAAUGUGACUUGGCCUUUAAUUGUUCUUCACACCUGUACAGGCAUCAGAGAAUUCAUACAGGUGAAAAACUUUACAAAUGCAAGGAAUGUGGCAAGGCCUUUAACUGUUCUUCAUACCUUAAUUAUCAUCAGAUACUUCAUACUGGAGAUAAACCCUACAAAUGUAAAGAAUGUGGCAAAGCCUUUACCAUGGUCUCUUAUCUCACUCGACAUCAGAGAAUUCAUACUGGAGAAAAACCCUAUAAAUGUAAAGAAUGUGACAAAGCAUUUAAUAAUUGUUCAGCCCUAAUUCAACACCAAAGAAUUCAUACUGGAGAGAAACCCUACAAAUGUGAAGAAUGUGGCAAAGCUUUUAAUAAUAGUUCAAGCCUUACUCAUCACCAAAGAAUUCACACUGGAGAGAAACCCUACAAAUGUAAAGAAUGUGGCAAGGCCUUUAACUCAUCUUCACACCUAAAUUAUCAUCAAAGAAUUCAUACUGGAGAGAAACCCUAUAGGUGUGAAGAAUGUAGCAAAGCCUUUAAUAAUUUUUCAGCCCUUAUUCAACACCAAAGAAUCCAUACUGGAGAGAAACCCUACAAGUGUGAAAAAUGUGGCAAAGCCUUUAAUAAUUGUUCAGCUCUUAGUCAACACCAAAGAAUUCAUACUGGAGAGAAACCCUACAAAUGCAAAGAAUGUGGCCAGGGCUUUAACUGUUCUUCAAAUCUUAAACAACACCAAAGAAUUCAUACUAGAGAAAAACUCUACAAAUAUGAAGAUUAUGGCAAAGCUUUUAAUAAUUGCAAAGCCCUUACUCAAUACCAAAGAAUCCAUACAUACUGGAGAGAAACCCUGUAAAUGCAAACAGGGUGGCAAAGUAUUUAACAAUUGUUUUACACUUAUGUAAUAUCAAAAUUUUAUCCAUAAUAGAAACACAGCAAGUUAAAAUCAAGUGGAAAAUCCUUUAUUCUUCAUGCCAUAAUCAACAUCAGAGAUUUUUGUAUUGGUGAGAAACCUUGCACAUAUAAGUAAUGUUACACAGCCUUUAGCUGAAGCUUGAUCUUCAUUAACCAUCAAUGAAUUCAUAUUAGGUAGAAACUUUAUACAUGUAAUGACUGGAAGGAAUUUAGUCUAAUAUUUACAGCUCAGAAAAGCAAAGUAUUCUACAAAACAUGUAACUAAUAACAAUAUAGCCAAGCCUUUGCUGACACCUCAAAUCUUACGAAUAUAAGGAUAUUAUUAUAACAUAAAUCCAAUGAAUAUAUGGAAUGUCACAAAAACUUGAAGGAAGCCAGGCAUAGUGGCACACACCUUUAAUCCCAGCACUCAGAAGACAGAGGCAGCUAGAUCUCUGUGAGGUUUAGGCCAGCCUGGUUUGCAAAGCAAGGGCUGUUACACAGAGAAACCCUGUCCGGAAAAGAAAAAGAAAAAACUUGGAGUGCUUAUAAUUUAAUUUAUAGGGCUUCAUUAUUUGAUAUAAUGAAAGAAAUAUAACAGACGUCAGAAUCUUCAAAUAACUUACCUCUGUAAGGAUAUCAAUUUAUUAUAAAAAACAAAUUUACUAUGUAGCCUCACUUUUUAAAACUGAAUGAAGCAUAGCUCUCAAAUGAUUGUAUCAAAAGAACAAAACUGGUUCUUGAGAGUUACUUUUUUCCAGAAACUAUGUGUUAGAUUUGGAAACAUAGAUUGUGAAGUUUAAUUGUCUUAAUAAAGGUGUUUCUUGAUGUAUUGUCACUGUUGUAUAUUGAAUGACAUAUUAUUCUAUCUUAAAUUAGAAUAUUCCACUUUAUUCAGGGAUACAGUUAGCAGAUUUUAAUUCUGUAUUGCUAGCAAUUAGUAGAAUGACAUAUCAUUCUUUGACCAGUGUUAAAAAUAUGCUUCAAGUAAUUGGGAAGUUAUUGUUCUAUAUGACAUAUUUUUUCUUUUUUUUCUUUUUUUAAUUACUUGGAAAUUUUUGUACUUCUCUUUCCUAUUCUUGCUCCUCCAUCCAUUCCUCUGAGAUAAUACCCUCUCUACCUACCCAACUUCAUGUUCUUAAAAAAAAAAAAAAAACAACAAGAAAUUGUUAAAAUAAAAUAAAAAUCACUUUUCCUAAA